AUGGAGUUUUCGGAUCUGGGACUUGACACGGCAAUGGAGAAUCCGGUCACCGGCCGUCCACCGGACAAACCUCCCGACACGCCGUUACUCUUCAAAGGUACGAAACCCUCGUUCCGAGACAUCACCCUUCUUUCGAAGCCACUUCCACCGCCGCCCCAAAAGCGAGAUUUGUUCAAGGAAGAAAAAGCACGGAUCAAGCUGAUUGACAACGAUCGAUUGAAGCCGGUCUUGGAGCUGGACCCUGAUUAUUACGCUUCAGUUUGCCGGUCGUACGAGGAUGGGCUGGUGGUCCGUCUGUUAGGUAAAAAAGUAUCCUAUUUCUACAUGAAAGAGGGGCUUAAGCGUCUGUGGAAGCCUCAUGGGCAUCUUGAGCUAAUUGACUUGGCCAAUGGGUUUUUUAUGGUGAAAUUCACAAGAGAAGAUGAUCGGGACACAGCACUGAACGGAGGGCCUUGGAUGCUUUCCGGCCAUUAUGUCACUGUUCAAAAAUGGACUCCACAGUUUAAUCCUUUCAAUGAUGUGAUUGAACACACUUUGAUUUGGAUUCGGUUUUCAGGGUUAAAUAUCGCAAUGUUCGACGAAAACAUAAUGUUUUGCUUGGCAUCGAUGGUGGGCACGCCAAUCCGGAUAGAUCUCAAUACUUCGAAUGUUGAAAGGGGAAAGUAUGCUCGAGCUUGCGUCCAGAUUGAUUUGAACCAACCAGUUGUUGGCCAGGUGGGAUUUCAGGGAAUUUGGUACAAGGUGGAAUAUGAAGGUCUCUACUUACUGUGCCCCUUAUGCGGUCGAUAUGGCCACAACCGAAACACAUGCUUCUUUGUAAAGCCAACAGGGUCUGAGGGGCCGGUGCCCUCAAUCGAUAAGGGCAAGUCCAUUAGUACUGAUUCGGCCAUGAACUCCCCUGUCGAACUACAUGGCGAAUGGCUUGUGAAUCACCGAAGGAAGAGUGGCAAACCAAACAAAAAUGCGGGCAAGGGAGAGACGUCUUCUGCGCGUAUGGGUGCUCCCAAGGAACCUUAUAAGGAGAAGUCGAAUCCUCAGAAACAGGUUAAACCUGCUUCCUUUAACCAUUCUAAAAAGGAGGUGCCGGGAAGUUCUCGAAAGGUCACUCAAACACACCAGGUGCCUUCGGUUGAAACCGAAUUGACCCAUGCCUCUGCAAAAAAAUGUCGUCAUACAGGCAUAGAUAAGGGAUUUAUCCCUAAGCAGACACAAGAUGUCCCUUCAACCUCCAAAGGGGUUAUAAUUGCCAACAAAUUCGAGUGCCUAAAUCCGAAUGCGGGGGACACCUGUGGAGGCAUGGGUAUGGAAGUUGAAGAUACCAACGAAGGGAAGGAUCUGGAAGCCCACUCCAGACCACCUGAUGUUAUUACGGGAGACCGGAUUUAA
Messenger RNA from Striga hermonthica, 1386 nucleotides. The record is from the annotation of a GenBank genome assembly. NCBI's taxonomy places the organism in Eukaryota, Viridiplantae, Streptophyta, Magnoliopsida, Lamiales, Orobanchaceae.